AGUGUUUGCUAUGGCUUUCCGGGUGCGAAAACUUUUCGGGACCUUCGAGAAACGGGGCCUUGGACUGAGUUUCUCGAAGCUUGGUCAUCAUUGGUUAGGAUGUAUCAAAACCUAUAGGUUCUCAUGGUAUUUAACUCCGGUUAGCGCUAACCGAGUCUCCUCCGCAGCCGUUUUUCGGGAUGUCACGCACGUUUCUUUGGGGGAGCGUUGCGUGACAUCCCAAAAAACGGCUGCGGAGGAGACUAGCGCUAACCAUACUUCGUCGGCUCUGAACUUCAGCUGGACGAGUCGAGCAUGCGCAGUAGCGCAGUAAGAGGGAAUCCUCUGUGCUCGUCGUCGUCGGUGCUUACGGUCCUUAAUAAGAAACUUAAACCGAGUCUCAAUGUACAAUCUGACACAAUUCGUGCGAAAGUUCUCAGUUCAAAAUAUUUUUUUGCAUGCUUAAAUUUUUUUUGCAUACUUUACUUGUUUUUAACACCCUCGUUCUUGAUAUUUUAGCACAUAUUUUUACUUCAUUAUCUCUCUCAACAUAAAUAUAUACGUUAUUUAUUUUACUGUCCACAUUUAAAUGACCGUAGAGCGGUCGAAACGUCGUUCGUACCGUAAUUUCUACCGUGGAUACACCGUGGACUCUGGGUACGAGUUGCCUUUCCCAUCGCACCCCGCGACCUCAGCUUUGCUAGAAUCCAAGCUCUCUCCUUCGUCCACAGAAAGAUGGCGGAAGCAUCGGCGGAAGCGAAACACUCAGUGCCAUUCAAUCCAUUCGAUGCCGAAGUAUUAAUGCUACUGCGAGCUGAAACAGAGAUGGUCGAAGAACGAUGGAAAGCGAGAUUGGCAAAAGACGUCAAAGUUGAACCGAAAAAUGUGACGAAACCACUAGUUACCAAACCAGUGUGGCCGUACGAAAUGUGGCAGGUGAAUUAUUUAGACAGUCCAUCAGAGUUCAAUCGAGAAAAAAAAAUUGAUGUACCUUUUAGUUGCACCAGUGAGAAUAAUCAGCCAGGUCAGAUGUCAAACCCAGAUCAUAGCAGUUCGUUAGAUGCAACGAUUGACUCGUGUGAAAGCAGGUUAUUUCGUGAAGCUGCCGACAAGGAAUCGAUGCUUCACAUGGAAGCAGCAGCCACUGAACCGUUAGGAAUGGAAGCCAUGACUGAUAUCUUGCAAAGGAGUAUCAACAUGUUAUCCGACUUGCAAGACCUUCUUUCAAUAUGUGGUGACAAAUACUCCCCAACUGGUGACAGUGGCAGAAAUGAAACAGAUUUAACAACUGCAGAAGAGACCCCAAGAAUACUGAAAGAGACGGACGAAAACAGCAAACGCGAUACAGUGGUUGAGGAGAAUCUUCAGCUGCCCUGCACUGACGAUAAAAGCACUCCUUUUGACUUUGAUGUGGGUUUGAAGAAGAGUUCAGAGAAAGUGACACCUGUCAGUCAAAAUAAAGUGUACAGUGAAGAAAAUAUAGAAAAGGAAUCCAAGGAACUAAGUCUGAAAAGCAUUCAGAAGUCAGCUGAAUGUGAGGUGCUUAGACCUAGAGCAACUGAGAGAGGUCCAAGCUGUGAGAGUGAUCAUGCUGUUUCCAGUAAUGUUUUUGAUGCCUUUGGUCUAAAAGAGGACACUACAUACAGUACUAUGGUGAGAGCACAGGAAACCACAGAAGCAAAGUCUGACGAAAAAGGUUCAGGAACAGUCAAAUGUAAAGAGAGUCAGACCAAAAUUGAAGAGUCAGAGGAAGACAUGGGAGUUAUGAAUAUGGAUAAAGCUCCCAAACAGGUGAAAGAGAUUAGCACCUCUAAGGUGCACCACUUGAAAACUGAACUUCAAUCUGCAGUUUCAGCUCAAUCAGUCUUAAACAAGACUAUCAGAGAGUGGCUACCAAGUGUCAGUAUUGAUCGGUUGGUCAAAACUGAGCACAUCAAGCAGUUGGUAAGAAGCUUAAUGAACAAUACUGUCUCAGAACUGCAGACAAAGCACGAUAUAUUUUCCAAGUGCUACAUCAUAGAAACCGGAAGUAUGGCAGAGGGUACCAAGAUUGGUCAGCCCGAUGAGUUUGAUUUCACGAUUGCCCUCCCUAUGUUAGCUGAUUCAGAUGUGACAGAACUUUUGUACAUCAAACUUGGGAUACAAACACGCCUUCACAACAACAUCCGCGAUGAGGUCCUUUCCUUCCUGGGUCAGUUUUCCUUUGUUGAUUCCUCCUACAGACACUAUCUUACAAAUGCCUAUUUGCUCCAGGUUUUUCGUGAAACACUGAAAAAGCACUUACCUCUGGAAUGGACAAUGCGAGAGGAAAGUGACUUACAUAUGAUGCGAGUAUUUCUCAAGAAUCAAACUUUGACUCUUCAUCUACAAUGCGAAUCUCAACUAGAUGCAGGCUUUAUCCUGUCAAUUGAUGUAUGUUUUGGGAUUCCUCUCAAUGCUGAGCGACUCCAGACUAUCUACAUUUCUGACCAUACUCAUGCUUUGCAUCUUUCCUUCAUUCAGAGCCAGUGCCUUCGAAUGAACACAGGGGUUGUAGGAGUAAUCAGUCGAAACCCCCUCGUUGCAGGACGCUUCUUUUUUCAGAUAGAACCAUACAAAUUUCAUGGCAAUAAAUUGGCUGCAGACUGUUACAAACUGGCAAAACAUGUGGCAAGAAGUUUCCUGCCAAAAGUUAACAAAAACAAUUGUAGUUUAUGUGAGGACACCUUGAUUCCAUCUUUCUACAUGAAAACUGUGACAUGGUUUAUGAUGGACUUCUACACUGAAGCAGAUGACUGGUCUGAAACACAGCUUGGAAACAGAUUGAUAGAGAUCUUUGAAAUUAUAAGUUAUAGCUUCCAACAUGAAUACAAAGCUUUAGCGUAUAACACACAUAUUAACAGUAUGAAGUUGGACUUUCAAAUGAAAUAUUCUCCAACAGAUGGCAAUGUCAAGGCUGGGGUUGGAAUGGACAAUGAGAAACCCUGCAUGAUUCCACGCAUGGAAGACCUCUAUCUUGCAUCAUCUCAUGAAGAAGUUAGCAUUGCUGUCCAAAGUUACUGGAAAUAUAUGAAGUGUGAACAAUGGGCAGUUGGCGAUCUGCUCCUCAAACUCAUUGAGCUUUUAUAUGUCUUGAAGUUUACGAAAACUGACUGUCAUCAGCUUAGUGUACACCAUGAAUGAUUUUUCACUAUUUCCUCUACCGUCAUUUACUCAAUUGAGCACUGCGGGGCUCUUUAAAUUUUUAGUGUUUUGGUUGUUUUGGCACAUAUGGAAAUAAGCUGUGAACAUGUCUGUUUUUGUCCUGUAAGGCAAAUGAUGCAGUACUGUGCUAUUCUUCUCCCCAGUCCUCCCAGGACAUUUCAAAAUUGAAAAGACUGAACCAUGGACAGAACUUGAAAAUAAUCAAUCUUACAGUCCAAGCAAGUCAUGACUCUGGUAAUGUUCCUGGCAAAAAAGUUUUAAAAUAUGCUGAUUAUGCUACCAGUGCUACUUUUACAAAAAGUGCAAAAAUUAUGCUUGUUUUUCCAAAUUAUGCCAAAAAUUUUGCUAGCACAAUCUAUAAGUGCCUACUUCAGUCUGCUGCCAGAGCUCUGCUAUAAUUCAUGGUAGGCCACCAUAUAGUCACCCAACUAUCCCAUAAUAAACACUAGUGAACAUGAUUUGAAUUUUUUUUCUUUGUCCUUGUCCUUCUAUAACCUUGCAUAUGCAGAGAAACAUUGUCUGAUUUUUUUUGAUAAUUUUAUGACAUACAAGAAAAUAAAUUAUUUCCUGACACUUAGGUGCUCUGCAUGCAUUGCAGA
Messenger RNA from Orbicella faveolata, 3761 nucleotides. RefSeq lists its product as uncharacterized. Lineage: Eukaryota; Metazoa; Cnidaria; Anthozoa; Scleractinia; Merulinidae. The record is from RefSeq and is a predicted model, not a curated record.